Messenger RNA from Aplysia californica (California sea hare), 1480 nucleotides. RefSeq names its product patj homolog. Gene Ontology annotation, molecular function: protein binding. The record is from RefSeq and is a predicted model, not a curated record. Lineage: Eukaryota; Metazoa; Mollusca; Gastropoda; Aplysiida; Aplysiidae.
GUGGCUCAGUUGGCCAAGUUCAAGGAGGGCGGCGGUCUGGGCAUCAGCCUGGAGGGUACGGUGGACGUGGAGGAUGGCGUGGAGGUGCGGCCACACCACUACAUCAGGUCUAUACUGCCCGACGGCCCGGUGGGGCUCAACGGCACGCUCAAGAGUAGUGAUGAGUUACUGGAGGUGAGACCCCGUAAACCCGAGCGAGACGGUGAUCGUGAUCCGCAGCCUGGUGCCGGGGGGCGUGGCCCAGCUUGACGGACGGCUGGUGCCCGGUGAUAGGCUGGUCUUCGUCAACGACGUGCACGUGGAGCACGCCACGCUGGACGAGGCGGUGCAGGCCCUGAAGGGGGCGGGGCGGGGCACCGUGCGGAUAGGCGUGGCCAAGCCCUUGCCGCUGGCGGGCGCCUUCAAGCAGGACUCACAGUUCCCUCCUAACUAUGAUAACACCAGCGCCUCGCCUUUCACCGACAUGGGAGCCCAGCUGACCGCCACAUCCCCGCCUCUCCCUCCCCCACCCUUCCACGAGCGCCAGUGGCAGCAAGACCCACGGCCCCACAAUGCCGAAGAGCAGGCGCAGGUCGAGGAGGAAGACACGCUGCUGUCGGCCUUGAAACGUGAAGCCAUGGAGUCGUCUCAACUAUCAGGCUUCAGGGUGGAGGAGAUGGCUCAAGAGGCGUCAACUUUCCGCGGCGUGAGCGCGACUCCUCUUACUUCCAUGCCCGCUCAGGAAGAGCUGCAUUUGGAGAUUCCGUCUGACGACGUUGCUGCGUCCGCGGACCGCAAGUCUCUUACGUCAGACCCCUCAGCCGUGGCGUCGCUGGAGCAUUCGUUCGCCCACUCGGAGGACUCAUCCACCGCCAGCGACGGCGGAGGGCGGCUUAGCGGCGGUGCGCGACGGAAGGAUAGUUUCUACGAGAGCGAUGACGAGCAGAAGACGCCGAGGAAGCUGACGCCGCGGAAGGGAGGCGGCGUGCCCGGUGUGCGUGAAGACGAGCUCCCGCCGCCGGCGUACGAAUCCGCCGUGUCGCCAGCGGUCUCCGCUGCGGUGGUGACGGUCACCGCGGAGCGAAUGCUUGGACAGGCAGUCUCCCCGUCCCCGUCCCCUCCUUCCUCUUCUUAUUCGUCCACGACAGCUUCGCCACGCCCUCCUGCACCCGCGCCAGCGUCGAAGGAGCUCGAAAGAGACGCUGCGCGCUUCGAGAAUUCACUAGAGAUCUCGAUGACUGAUAGCUUCGGGGCCACGAGCACCCCAAGAGAUCCCGCCCACCCCGUCUCGGCUACGCCCCAUCUGUCUUCGUUCAAGGUUGUGACCAACAGCGCCGCGCCGUUGCUAAGCUACGAGGAAGCCACCAGAGGCAUGACGGAGCCGGAAACGGAAGCACCGGCCCCGCCCCCUAGGGAGGAGUCUGUGGCCGUGGAUAGGCAGGCAAAUCUGAGCCACGCCCCUAUUGCCAAACCGGAUUCAGCAGAUUCUGAUUCUGACCAG